Molecule: messenger RNA, 671 nt
Organism: Schistocerca serialis cubense
Lineage: Eukaryota; Metazoa; Arthropoda; Insecta; Orthoptera; Acrididae
Exons: 2
Coding region: 5-445 (146 amino acids)
Source: RefSeq, a predicted model, not a curated record
UUUGAUGCGGCACUGGAAAGCUGGACGGAGUGGUCACGCCAAUUUGGAUUCCAUCUCGCCGCCUACAGAAUUCAAGAAAUGGAGCCAACCACAGUAUACAACUCGGACACUACCAGACCACCCCAGCCACUGCCGGCCGCCAACUCACUGGAGGGGCCUUCACCAACUCCACACGCCACACCAGGGUCGACAUCAAUGGAUGUGGGUAUCAUUCUCCCAGCUGCCCCAGCUGCCAGCGCACAACUUACCUACUACAGGGACACAGACGAGCUUCAUCAUCUCCUCGCUUCUGCAAUGGGGUGCUGUACCGAAGCUUAACGCCUGUAGUGUCAGCAACCAACAUCACACCAGUGCUUUGAAGAUGUUUAAUACACAGGACACAGUUUUCCUGAAGACCGGCAGCCCUGCUCGUCCGUCCACUAGGAGGCGACCCGAGCGCCACUAGAGCCUGCAAGCCGCACAGACCUAUUCUCUUCCACAGAAGACACGUGAUCGAAACGAGGCCCAGCGGUAUCCUAGCUCUGAGUGGUAUUUAGGGCAGCACUUAGGUCAGAGGAGACCAGCUCGCUACAUGUCAGCUUUCCUGGGCCAGACGCCGAUUCUGCAAACGAUUCCAUCAAUCAGGAUUCUCACUCGUGAGCUGCCUCCACGGUGUCGCCGCCAUUCCUGUC